GGAACCAUCUCGUGGUAUCAAUCCGGAUGAAGCGGUGGCAUAUGGUGCAGCUGUACAAGCGGGCGUACUUUCGGGUGAGGAAAGUACCGGUGAUAUUGUGUUGUUGGAUGUGAACCCGCUAACACUUGGUAUCGAAACUGUUGGUGGUGUGAUGACGAAGUUGAUUCAGCGGAACACGGUCAUCCCGACCAAGAAAAGUCAGAUCUUCUCGACGGCUGCUGACAAUCAGCCAGUUGUCACUAUCCAGGUAUAUGAAGGAGAACGACCAAUGACCAAAGACAAUCACAUUUUGGGCAAAUUUGAUUUGACCGGCAUCCCACCAGCACCUCGUGGUGUACCACAGAUUGAGGUCACAUUCGAAAUCGAUGUCAAUGGCAUUUUGCAUGUUACGGCUGAAGAUAAGGGCACUGGCAAUAAGAAUAAGAUAACAAUCACAAAUGAUCAUAACCGGUUGUCUCCGGAAGAUAUCGAAAGGAUGAUUAACGAUGCCGAGAAGUUCGCCGAUGAUGACAAGAAGGUUCAAUUUUUUUUUUUUGAUUUUUAA
Gongylonema pulchrum is the source of this 544-nucleotide messenger RNA. Lineage: Eukaryota; Metazoa; Nematoda; Chromadorea; Rhabditida; Gongylonematidae. The record is from the annotation of a GenBank genome assembly.